AUGGGUUCGGAAGGACAGCAGCUCCACAUCUUCAUCUUCCCCCUGAUGGCUUCCGGGCACCUGCUACCUGCUGUCGACAUAGCCAAACUGUUUGCCGAGAAAGGAGUGAGGGUCUCCAUUAUCACCACCGCAGGCGAAGAACCGGCCAUUGAGGCCUCCUUCUGCCGUUCCAGCGAAGCUGGCCGCCGGGUGAGGACCCUCCUCGUCGAAUGGUCCUCUUCCGCGAUUGGUCUACCCGACAGCUUGUCCUCAGUCAAGACGCUGGACAUGCACAUGGACUUCCUCAUGAGGACAUCCGCACUCCGCCCCUCAUUCGAGCGUCUCGUUAAGGACCACCACCCUGCUGCCAUCGUCACCGACUCGUUCUACCCCUGGACGGCGGAGGUGGCGGAGGAGGUCGGCAUCCCCAGGCUGGUCUUCGAUGGGAGCAGCUUCUUCACCCUCUGCCUUAGUGACAAAAUCAAUCUCUCAACCGACACCCAGGAGAGCAGCGCAGAUAGUGGCGAUCGCAUCGUCAUCCCCGGGAUUCCUCACCGAAUAGAGCUAAUCAGAAGCCAACUCUUCGAUGCGAAAAAGAUGAGACCAGACUUCCCCGACGUGUUCAUGAAAAUGAAGGAGGCCGAGGGGAGGAGCUACGGCACAGUAGUCAACAGCUUCUACGAGCUGGAGCCCGACUACGCCGACCACUACAGGAAUGUGAUUGGAAGGAAGGCCUGGCAUAUCGGGCCAGUGUUUCUACGCAAUGAAGAUGCAGCCGACAACGCGAUGAGAGGCAGCAGGACUACUCUCGAGCAGACCAGAUGCUUGACAUGGCUGGACUCCAAGGCGGAAAGAUCUGUUCUGUACGUUUGCUUCGGGAGCUUGUCUCGUUUCACGGAAACCCAGCUUCGAGAAAUAGCGGGGGGAUUGGAAUCUUCCGGCCACCCCUUCAUCUGGGUCGUGAAGAACGCCGGACAAGGGAAUUCCUCCGGCCAGUGGCUGCCGGAGAGUUUUGAGGAGAGGGUGGUUGACUCCGGUACGGGCAUGAUCAUCCGGGGAUGGGCUCCGCAAGUUCUUAUCCUCAACCACGUGGCCGUCGGAGGCUUUCUGACUCACUGCGGCUGGAACUCGAGCCUGGAGAGCGUCGCCGCCGGGUUGCCGGUCGUGACAUGGCCGAUAUUCGCCGACCAGUUCUUUAACGAGAGACUGCUGGUUGACUUGCUGAAGGUCGGCGUCGAUAUUGGGGUGAAGACUAACGCUCUGGGGGAAUUAGAAAGGGAGACGGUGAAGGCGGAGGAGAUCGCGGCGGCUGUGGGUCGCCUGAUGGGAGACAGUCCGGAAGCGGAGGAGAGGAGGAGUAGGGCGAGGGAGCUGAAAGCGGCAGCGAGGUGGGCCAUGGAAGAGGGAGGCUCGUCCUACAAUGACCUUGCUCGCCUGAUACAAGAGCUGUGGGAGAAGCAAUCCGCCGCAUCCCAUGCGAGAACUUAG
Molecule: messenger RNA, 1467 nt
Organism: Spirodela intermedia
Lineage: Eukaryota; Viridiplantae; Streptophyta; Magnoliopsida; Alismatales; Araceae
Source: the annotation of a GenBank genome assembly